CGGGAUAUACAAAAUUGACUUACUGCAAAGAAGUUUAUUGGAGUAUAUAUGUGUUUUUGACUGGUUUUAUUUGGUGUCUUCUUUGCUACAAGUCACCCCUUAGCACGGCAUCAAGGGUAUAAAGCAAAGUCCACCUACAAUAAACACCAGCGCGUCAGAUAAACCGGAACCACUUAUGAGAAACCAAUAUCUACGUUUUUAAUAUCGAUGACACGAGGAGAGAAGUGGAUCACUAAUGAUAACACCAGCACUUAACUAAAUAAGUCUAACGCGAUGGGGCCGUGGCGCUGCCGAGGCUCCUCGGGGAUGAUUCGCCGAGCUUCGGAUUGUUGAGUUCGAGGUUGUUAUGCUCAUGCUAGUCAGAUAUGGCUUCAUCUAGUUUUUCUCCGGUUUUUUCAUUAAGAGUUCUACGUACAAAUCGACGCUGCUUGGUUCCAACGUCUAGCUCUACCAUAAAACAAAUUAUUCCAUAAGGGAUUUAUAUAUAUCUAUCUACCUUAUAAUAGAGAUACACUUAAGACUAUCAGCUGGAACUCGACAUGGCGCAGGAUAGCAAUAACCAGCAGCCCACGACGGCACAACUGGACGAGGUUAAAGCGGCCGUGCGCCAGCUCCUGCAUCAACCUGACUACGACGAUGGAUCCGCGGGCCCCGUGCUUGUACGACUUGCCUGGCACGCAUCAGGAACUUACUGCGCGAAGACUAACACGGGAGGAUCGAACGGCGCCGGGAUGCGCUACGAGAAGGAAGGCGGCGACCCAGCCAACGCCGGCCUCCAACACGCACGCGCGUUCCUCGAGCCCCUGAAGGCUAAGUUCCCAUGGAUCACAUACGCAGACCUCUGGACGCUCGCCGCCAUCGUCGCGAUCAAAGAGAUGGGCGGGCCGGAAAUCCCCUGGCAAGGCGGCCGCACCGACUUCACCGACGAUAGCAAGAUCCCCCCGCGGGGGCGGCUCCCCGACGGCGCCCAGGGCGCCGAGCACCUGCGCUUCAUCUUCCACCGGAUGGGCUUCAGCAAUCAAGAGAUCGUGGCCCUAUCGGGCGCGCAUAACCUCGGUCGGUGCCACGGAGAUCGCUCGGGGUUCGAGGGCAAGUGGGUGAACAAUCCGACGCGCUUCUCAAACCAGUACUACAAGCUGCUGCUUGCGAACGACUGGAAGAAGACGACGCUGCCGAGCGGGGUUACGCAGUUCGUGUAUGUGGAGGAGGACGAGGGGGAGGGGGAGGGGGAGAGCGCGGCGGAGAAGACGGAAGGGCUGAUGAUGCUGCCGACGGAUAUAGCGCUGUUGUCGGACCCGGCGUUUCGCCCGUGGGUCGAGAAGUACGCGGCGGAUAAGGAUUUGUUCUUCGAGCACUUCUCUGCCGUGUUUGCCAAGUUGCUCGAGCUGGGCAUCGAGCGGGAUGCGAACGGCAAGGUUGUCAACGAGGAGAAUGCCGAGGAGGGGUACAAGAGCGCGCCGAAGAAGAGCGAUGCGGCUACGGCGCCGGGAGAUCAGAGCCCGGGCCAGGUUGGCCACGAGGCGCGUCCGUUGAAGGAGGAUAAUGAGAAGGCUCGGAAGAGGAGGGAGGGCGCGAAGCUAUAGAGUAUAGAGAUGGAGGGCUUUUGUAGGCUGGAUAGAUGUGGUGCGUGUCGUCAGGGCUGUGCAUAUAUGUAUAGACUAACUAGACAGAGCACAAGUCGGCGUCUACAUAGAGACGGACUGGUCGCAUGUGUUUAGAAAGAGAUCAUAGAAUAGAUCAUAAUAUAAUUCACCGUUGAUGAGAAUUUC
This is a messenger RNA of Daldinia decipiens, 1769 nucleotides long. RefSeq names its product heme peroxidase. The record is from RefSeq and is a predicted model, not a curated record. The coding region runs from base 540 to 1583 and encodes 347 amino acids. Gene Ontology annotation, biological process: cellular response to oxidative stress; hydrogen peroxide catabolic process; response to reactive oxygen species. Lineage: Eukaryota; Fungi; Ascomycota; Sordariomycetes; Xylariales; Hypoxylaceae. The transcript has a single exon. Gene Ontology annotation, molecular function: peroxidase activity; heme binding.